Naegleria fowleri is the source of this 372-nucleotide messenger RNA. RefSeq lists its product as uncharacterized. The record is from RefSeq and is a predicted model, not a curated record. Bases 1 to 372 code for a protein of 123 amino acids. The transcript has a single exon. Lineage: Eukaryota; Heterolobosea; Eutetramitea; Acrasida; Naegleriidae.
AUGAUUCUUGGACUAAUGAAUGCUAGCAAAGUAAUGCUGGUUGGGUUCUCUUCUUCAAGUUUUGAAUCCAUGCAACAAAGAAUUGUGAGCAAUUCGGAACGAUGCAUGUUCAAAAAUCAAAGUACAAAAAUGUCGACAUCAAACCCUUCUGCUAAACUAACGUCAUCCUCUCUCAAUGAUCUUCAAUCCCGAUUGGCAAAACUUCAACAAAACAUUUCGCAGAAAUUAAGUAAAACAAGUGCUGCAGCCCUCUCUACAACUUCCUCUUCGCUAGAUCAUGGGGUCCCACAACAACCGACGACUUCUGUUGCUUCCUCCACUUCAUCAAGCCAAACAAAAUCCAAAAGCCUCCAUCCUCGGGAGAAAGCGUAA